AUGGUCAAUGAGGACUUCACCAAGGAAGGCCGCUUCAUCAUAACCGGGAAUAUAGUCCACUGGGCCUCAUCUAAAUGCAAGCGCGUCACUCGGAGUGUACUGGCCUCAGAAAUCUACGGAUUGUCAACUGGAUUUGAUCAUGCAAUCACUCUGGCCAGCACUGUCAGGAUGAUCACGGAUCAUCUCAACAUGCCCGCAAUCCCUGUCGUAGUCUGCACCGAUAGCUACUCACUAUAUGAGUGCCUCGUUAAGCUUGGGACGACCAAGGAAAAGCGUCUUAUGAUUGACCUUAUGGCGCUUCGACAAUCAUAUGAAAGACGAGAGAUUGAGGAGAUACGCUGGAUCCAUGGAGACGACAAUCCUGCGGACGCUUUCACGAAGGCGAACCCAAAUGGAGCCCUAAGGGACUUCAUUGACAAUAACAAAUUGACAAUUCAUGUGGAGGGGUUCGUUGACAGAACCAAGCAGGACUUGGGGGUAGCCAUUGACGUUGUUUGAGAUUAUUCUUGGUGGUUUCGUUUUGACCUUUUUGUCAUGUGGAUGGGUUGAUAAUCCUGGUCGUCCAUUGACUGGUACGUGUAUGUUUUUCUGCGUCGUUUUCGGGACAAUUGAGACCUC
Molecule: messenger RNA, 618 nt
Organism: Talaromyces stipitatus ATCC 10500
Lineage: Eukaryota; Fungi; Ascomycota; Eurotiomycetes; Eurotiales; Trichocomaceae
Exons: 1
Coding region: 1-498 (165 amino acids)
Source: RefSeq, a predicted model, not a curated record